Messenger RNA from Micropterus salmoides (largemouth bass), 1925 nucleotides. RefSeq names its product legumain (gene lgmn). The coding region runs from base 125 to 1432 and encodes 435 amino acids. Gene Ontology annotation, biological process: vacuolar protein processing. The record is from RefSeq and is a predicted model, not a curated record. Gene Ontology annotation, molecular function: cysteine-type endopeptidase activity. Lineage: Eukaryota; Metazoa; Chordata; Actinopteri; Centrarchiformes; Centrarchidae. The transcript is spliced from 14 exons.
AUUCCAAACUUUUUUUCCCGACGUCACUCAUAUAAACGUCCCUUUGACGCCUGCUGAGGAUGUUCAUGUAGUUGCUUCUCUCCCGUGUCUUUCGUACAGCACAGCAUAAAAAGGAGGUGAGGACAUGUAUAAGUCAGUCUUCUUCGUCCUGCUCGGCCUGAGUCUCCAGCUGGUGAAGGCAUUUCCUUCCCAGCAGCCAGACAACGGGAAAAACUGGGUUGUUAUCGUGGCAGGCUCAAAUGGCUGGUACAACUACAGACACCAGGCCGAUGUUUGCCAUGCCUACCAGAUUGUCCACAAGAAUGGCAUCCCAGAUGAGCAAAUUGUGGUUAUGAUGUAUGAUGACUUGGCACAGAAUGAGAAUAACCCCACCCCUGGGAUAUUGAUCAACCGGCCAAAUGGCACAGAUGUGUACAAGGGAGUUCCUAAAGACUACACUGGGGACGACGUGACCCCAGCAAACUUCCUGGCAGUGCUGAAGGGUGACUCCUCAAAAGUCAGAGGUGGCUCUGGAAAAGUACUGAAGAGCGGCCCCAAUGAUCACGUGUUUGUAUACUUCACUGAUCACGGAGCACCUGGUAUUCUGGCCUUUCCUAAUGAUGACCUCCAAGUUCAAGACCUCCAAGAAACCAUUACAUACAUGCACGAAAAUAAGAAAUACAAAAGGAUGGUGUUUUACAUUGAGGCAUGCGAGUCUGGGUCAAUGAUGAAAAAUCUGCCUGCUAACAUUAAUGUGUACGCCACCACAGCAGCCAACCCUCAUGAGUCCUCAUAUGCCUGCUACUACGAUGAGAAGAGGGACACAUAUCUGGGAGACUGGUACAGCGUUAACUGGAUGGAGGACUCUGAUGUGGAGGACCUGAACAAAGAAACUUUGCUGAAGCAGUUCAAGAUUGUAAAGACCCACACAAACACCAGUCAUGUCCAGCAGUACGGAAACAAGACUAUGGCCCACAUGAAGGUUAUAGCAUUUCAGGGUAACUCCAAGGCAAACAUCCAGCCCACACCAAUGACCCUGCAGCCAGUUAAAAAUCUGGAUCUGACCCCGAGCCCUGACGUUCCUCUGGCCAUCCUCAAGAGGAAGAUGAUGGCCUCCAAUGAUAUCCAUUAUGUAAGGGGGCUGCUGAUGGAGAUCAACACCCAUCUCAAGGUUAGGGAAACGAUGGCUGAGACAAUGCGCAAAGUGGUCGAGACAGUGACCAGCAAUAGGCUCGAGGCCGACGACAUUCUCAAAGACAGAGCUGAACUCUCCCAGCAUCAGUGCUACAAGGCUGCAGUCAACCACUACAAACACAACUGCUUCAACUGGCACAAAACUGAGUAUGAAUACGCUCUGAGGCAUCUGUACGCUCUGGUGAACCUGUGUGAGAGGGGAUACCCUGCAGAACGAAUCCAGCUUGCCAUGGACUCUGUGUGUCAUUUCAGCUACUAAAAGGGAUUCUGCAAAUCCAUGAAAGUCUCUCAUCAAACUGCUUCCAUGUGGGAAGGCCUGAGAAGACAAAGCUUCUCUUUGCACUGCUUAAGAAUCAAUCUGAGACGUGGAGUUGACGUUAUUGUUUUAUCAACACACUAAUGCUUUCUUUGUUUUUAAACUUGUGAUGGGUUUUUAUUGUUGAGAAUUUUUAAACUUGUUUUUGAUGAGUUGCACUAUCACUGUGAAAUGUUUGUGAAUGAUUUUUCUUUUUACUGCUUGAUUAUUUUAAGGCCCAUAUAUUACACAAUCACAAACCACGGAAUUCAUGUGAAUUUGUUUCGCUCUUAGCUUUAUCUGUGGUAUGAAAGGCCCUGGCAUGAAUGACUGUUUGAUUCACAUGUAAAGGACAUAUGUACCACUAAACACUGAACACUGAAUGUUUGUUGAACCUCAAGAGACUUUGCUGUAACAGAGGGAUCUUUUAAAUAAAUCUGUCAAACCAAAACUUAAA